Molecule: messenger RNA, 2187 nt
Organism: Pestalotiopsis fici W106-1
Lineage: Eukaryota; Fungi; Ascomycota; Sordariomycetes; Amphisphaeriales; Sporocadaceae
Exons: 4
Coding region: 1-2187 (728 amino acids)
Biological process (GO): peptide metabolic process; proteolysis
Cellular component (GO): mitochondrial intermembrane space
Molecular function (GO): metalloendopeptidase activity
Source: RefSeq, a predicted model, not a curated record
AUGACUUCACUUCAAGAUCACAGCUUCUCAGGACAGUCGCCUCCAUUCUUCAACGCCACAUGUUCCUCCCUCCAAAAAGAUGCGGAGAGACUAAUCUCUGGUACUGUUGCCUUGUGGGACUGUGUGGUAUCCAGUAUACAAGUCAAAGAUGCUACCUUUGAAAACACAAUUAUUCCCAUCUCGCAGAAUGAGAAUAGCAAGUCACAGGAGCAACGUGUCCUGCAAUUUUAUGCAUCUACAUUUCCAUCCAAGGACCUGCGAGAUGCGUCCAGCGCAGUCACAAGGCUCUUUGCUGACAGCGAGAUUGAGCUGUACUCGCGCCAAGACAUGUUUGCGCGGGUACAUGAGGUAAUGCAGAAGGAAAAAGAGAAUCCCAGCUCAAGUUUGGAUGCCGAGUCUACAUACUAUCUACAAAAACUGCAUCGGCGUUUUCAGCAGAAUGGUUGCACCAUUGCCGAUGCAGGACAACGGCACGAGUUCAAGGUCAAGAUUAAGCGUCUUGGGGAUCUGGUGCGCGAAUGCAACAAGAAUCUUAGCGAAGAUGCCUCAGGCAUCUGGCUCGGACAAGGUGAUUUGGAUGGCAUACCCCAAUCCCUCAUCGACCGGUUGAAGUAUGGCAAAGACGAACAUUCACAAAAUCUCUGGCUAUCAACCAAGGUCCCAUUUAGCGGCCCUGCCAUCACGAAUGCCAAGAAUGAGUCUACACGGAAAAGAAUAUACUACGCCAUCCAAAAUAGGAUGAAGGUGAAUGUUCCUUUGUUCAGGGAAAUCAUUCUUCUUCGUGACGAGACAGCACGAUUGCUGGGUUAUCCCAAUCAUGCCACAUUCAAAACUGCAGACAAGAUGAUGCAGAAUCCGCAAGUAGUGGAAGAGUUGCUUUCGGAAAUUCGCUCAUCUGUAGCUGCUCUAGCUGUGCAGGAUGCCAAGGAGCUUCUGGGUAUCAAACGUGCCGAAGCCAAGUCACGCGGCGUCACUGCAGACAAUCUCUACCUUUGGGACCUUCCGUACUACUCGGCAAGACGCAGCGACAAGGAAGGCAAGCAAGAUGUGUCAAUCUCGGAGUACUUUGAGCUUCAAACCACUCUAGCAAAGCUUUUGGAGUUAUUCGAGCACCUGUUUGGAGCAAGAUUCCAGCGUAUAGACGUUCAAGGGCGAGAGGAAACCCACGGCCCACUGGUAUGGUACGAGGACGUCCAGAUGUAUUCUGUCUGGAACAUUGAUGGGUCCAAGGAAUCCCUUGGCUACGCCUAUCUAGACCUUUUCCCACGGGACGGUAAAUAUACUCAUUCUGGUCACUAUUCUCUACAGCAGGGACACGAAAAGCUAGAUGGACGCCGAUUCUAUGCAUCCUCUGCAUUGGUGAUGAACUACAUCCGCCCGACAGCGACAAGCCCAACUCUGCUGAGUCUCAACGAAGUGCGAAAGCUCUUUCAUGAGCUUGGACAUCUUCUACAUUCUCUAUUUACGCAAACAAAAUAUGCAGCUCUGCAUCACGUUGACCAGGAUUUCAUUGAAGCACCGAGUUUGAUGCUGGAGCAAUUCUUCUGGCUGGAGAGUUAUAUCAAGGACGUCUCUUUCCACUACUCGCACAUUGACUCGGGCAUGAGGGAGGUAUGGAUAAAGACAUUGAACGAGCAAGAGAGAACCAACCCACCCAAAGUACCGCUGCAACUCAGUGACGAGGUUGUGCGCAGCCUGGCUCAUACUAACCAGAGCAGGGCUGUGCAGGACCAGCUCAAGGAACUCUUCUUUGCCACAUACGAUAUGCUCGUCCACACCCCUGCCUCGCAUGCAGAGCUGGAGACGUAUAAUUUCACAGAGCUAUUCAACAAGACGCGCGCCGACAUCUACAAGGUUCCUGGCGGAGAGGCAUUGGGAGAGGGCUGGGAAUGGGGGCACGGUCAGACUGUGUUCCGCAACAUAAUCAAUCGCUACGACGCUGGGUACUAUAGCUACAUUUUGGGAAGGGUCUUUGCGCUAGAUAUUUUUGACACUGGUUUCAAAGAGAACCCUAGCAGUCAAGAAGCCGGCCGGAAAUAUCGCGACAAGGUUCUCCGAGUGGGUGGGCGCCAGCCAGAAAUGAAGACCAUGACGGAGUACCUUGGCCACGCUCCAAGUACUCGUCCUUACCUUGCGUGGCUGAAGGGCACAAUGCGUGACGGAAGUCUUUCACAAUCCGAAUCGUAG